AGAACAGCUUUUGUAAUUGUUUAUGAGCAUCACCAUGCGUCAAAAAGAUCUACGCCCAGCCCCCGCUCUAAUUGAGUACAAGGGCAUGAAGUUCCUAAUCACCGAUCGACCAUCAGACAUAACCAUUAAUCACUACAUUAUGGAGCUAAAGAAGAACAAUGUCAACACUGUGGUGCGCGUGUGCGAACCCAGCUAUAAUACCGACGAGCUCGAGACACAAGGCAUUACUGUCAAGGACCUGGCCUUUGAGGACGGCACCUUCCCGCCUCAGCAAGUCGUUGACGAGUGGUUUGAGGUCUUAAAGGAUAAAUAUCAACAAAAUCCAGAGGCUUGCGUUGCCGUUCAUUGUGUGGCUGGUCUGGGACGAGCUCCUGUCCUUGUUGCCUUGGCACUGAUUGAAUUGGGCUUAAAAUAUGAGGCAGCGGUGGAAAUGAUUAGAGAUAAGCGACGAGGAGCCAUUAACGCCAAGCAGCUGUCCUUUUUGGAAAAAUACAAGCCAAAGGCGAGACUAAAGCACAAAAAUGGUCAUAAGAACUCAUGUUCUGUGCAAUAGAUUUCUAACACCAUAUGUAUAUUCCCACCAGACAAAAAGUGUUCAUUUUUUCAAAAACAAAAAAAAAAUGCAAGCGGGUAAAAAAGCGCGUACACAAAUAUGAAUUGAUAGGCAGCAAUCCGAAAAAUUGAACUAACCAAGUACCAGAGAGCCAGAAAAAUAUGGACGGAGAUAUUGAGUUACAGCCCCAGUUAUUACUAAACCUCAAAUCUCAAAUUGAAAUGUAUUGGCAACAGUUGUGUAAUUUGUAUGUAUUAAUUAAUGUAAUUUAUUGUUAUUUUAAAAUUCGAUUCAGCCAACCCACACCAAGCUAAAAUGUAACUACAGCCUAUAUAAACAGACUUAUACGCAUAUAUUUCAUUAUGAACGGCCCGAAUACCCCAUUAAAUGGUUGUAGAGGGCCUAUGAAAGUAGUUGAAAAAUAAACCACAUGCUUAAAUGUAAAAUCUAACAACAGCAA
Drosophila santomea is the source of this 1013-nucleotide messenger RNA. RefSeq names its product protein tyrosine phosphatase type IVA 1 (gene PRL-1). The coding region runs from base 23 to 553 and encodes 176 amino acids. Gene Ontology annotation, cellular component: nucleus. Gene Ontology annotation, molecular function: protein tyrosine phosphatase activity. The transcript is spliced from 4 exons. Gene Ontology annotation, biological process: protein dephosphorylation. NCBI's taxonomy places the organism in Eukaryota, Metazoa, Arthropoda, Insecta, Diptera, Drosophilidae. The record is from RefSeq and is a predicted model, not a curated record.